This is a messenger RNA of Toxoplasma gondii ME49, 734 nucleotides long. RefSeq lists its product as hypothetical. Lineage: Eukaryota; Apicomplexa; Conoidasida; Eucoccidiorida; Sarcocystidae. The record is from RefSeq and is a predicted model, not a curated record. The transcript is spliced from 2 exons. Bases 10 to 282 code for a protein of 90 amino acids.
GGUUUUGAAAUGAUUCUGCGCAGAAGUCGGGGAAAUGGAAAAGCCAAGCUACGCAACACGAUAUUGGCUGGUUUUCUUCCGAGCAGCUCCACUGUGACGUUCAGCCUUUUUCGACGUCCUCCAAAGAUGAUGUUCCCUGGCAUGCUUCGCGAGGCCCCGAAGGAGCCUCUGUCUCCCAAGUGGAGGCUCGUUCUGCGAGUCGUCGGGUUUGUCGGGGUUUGUGUGUUAAUUGCUAAAUGCGCGGACCUAGCCGACAUGCCCGAGAACAACCGGCUUGCGUAAAGACGAAAAUGGCUUCUCGGCAAGGAGCAGAGACCAAAGCGGGGGGGUUGAAGCGGACGCAGAAAACUGUAAAGACGCAAGCAAGCCAAGCCAAGAAACUGGCGAAUGCAAAAGAUACCGGUGUGUCUGAGGGAUGAAGCGGCGGAAAAUAAACUCGUUAAAAAUGCGCCAAUAUGGUGGCAGAGGGGAACUGCAUCAAUUCCUCUAGAGAGUCGGCGAGAGUUUGAAAAAUUGUUGCUUUGAACAGAACCGUGGUUGUUUUUGCGCAGUGUCAGUAAACUUUCCUCCGGACGCCAAUCAUUUUGUAGCCGUCAAAGGGUGUCGACCGGAUAUUCACCGUUCUGCGCUGUGCGAGACUGCACCGACCUUCUUUCUUGUGCAACACGCUGAGACGUUGCCCGUUACGUGGACAUCUUUGAGGUGCGCAGUUUGUCUGCGAGAAAAAGAAACGU